UCCAGCAGUUCAGUCGGGAUUCGGCAACUCUUCCUUUAUCUUAUCCUCUCUCCUCUCUCAUUUAGCAAUAUUGUUUCCUAUAAAUAGGGACUAUCAAACGCCAUACCAUCCAUCACUUAUACAGUUCCUUUCCUUUAUAUUUCAUAAUAAUAUAUUAUUUCAUAUGGCUAUAGCUACCGCUUCCACCAAGCUCCUACUCUCCGACCUUGCAUCCACUGUUCAAAACGUUCCCUCUAACUGUAUCAGACCCAUCAAUGACCGUCCAAAUCUCACGCAAGUUGAGGUAUCAGAUGCUUCUUCUAUUCCUCUUAUCGAUCUUGAUGGUCUUUACGGUCCUCGCCACUCUGAAAUCAUCCAACAGAUUGGUUUAGCAUGCCAACACGAUGGCUUCUUUCAGGUGAAAAACCAUGGAGUUUCAGAGGAAAUGAUCAAUAUCAUGUUGAACAUUGCAAGAAGAUUUUUCAAAUUACCAGAGAGUGAGAGGUUGAAGAGUUACUCUGAUGACCCUUCCAAAACCACUAGGCUCUCCACUAGUUUCAAUGUUAAGACCGAAAAGGUGGCCAACUGGAGAGAUUUCUUGAGACUUCAUUGUUAUCCUCUUGAAAAUUACGUCCAUGAAUGGCCUACUAAUCCUCCAUCCUUCAGGGAAGACGUGGCCGAGUAUUGCACAAGUAUUAGGGGGCUAGUAUUGAGACUACUUGAGGCCAUAUCAGAGAGUUUAGGCCUUCAAAGAGAUUAUAUAGACAAAUCAUUAGGCAAACAUGCCCAACACAUGGCUUUGAACUAUUAUCCCCCCUGUCCACAACCAGAGCUAACUUAUGGACUUCCUGGACAUACUGAUCCUAAUUUAAUCACUAUUCUUCUUCAAGAUGAUGUGCCUGGCCUUCAGGUUCUCAGGAAUGACAAAUGGGUUGCUGUCAAUCCUAUCCCCAACACUUUUAUUAUCAACAUUGGUGAUCAAAUGCAGGUACUCAGCAAUGAUCGGUACCAGAGUGUGCUUCAUCGAGCUGUGGUGAACUGUGACAAGGAGCGCAUAUCCAUUCCAACCUUUUAUUGUCCAUCGCCAGAUGCUUUAAUAGGUCCCGCCAAGGAGUUAAUCGACCAUAACCACCCGGCUGCCUAUAGAGACUUUACAUAUGCUGAAUACUAUGAGAAAUUCUGGAAGAGGGGAGUUUACAUUUACAUGCAUUUGAUCAUCAAUAUUGAUAAUAAAAGUGUUGGGGAUACGAUUGACAGCAACCCAUUUGUCAUUCCUGAGAACCUGAAGGCCAGGCACAUCAUCUUGAAAAAGAACAGUGAUUAAAUUAGGAUCAGUAUAUCCAGAAGUCCAUAAGUUAGCUCUGGUUGUGGACAGGGUGGAUAAUAGUUCAAAGCCAUGUGUUGGGCAUGUUUGCCUAAUGAUUUGUCUAUAUAAUCUCUUUGAAGGCCUAAACUCUCUGAUAUGACCUCAAGUAGUCUCAGUACUAGCCCCCUUUGAAACUGAAUGCUGCUUGGACAUGUUAAAAACCUCUACUACUGCUUCAUCCUUUUAAUUAACCACAGACACACUAGAUGUUUGUGGAUGGAUAAUUUCACCACCAUUAAAGUUAUUGAUUAUAUUUCAUCUGUAAUCAAGUUUAACGUUAUGUAAUUUUAAUUUAGAUCAGAAUCAGGAAUUAUUUUUA
Pistacia vera is the source of this 1664-nucleotide messenger RNA. Its product is annotated as protein DMR6-LIKE OXYGENASE 2-like. Bases 164 to 1303 code for a protein of 379 amino acids. NCBI's taxonomy places the organism in Eukaryota, Viridiplantae, Streptophyta, Magnoliopsida, Sapindales, Anacardiaceae. The transcript is spliced from 4 exons. The record is from RefSeq and is a predicted model, not a curated record.